Molecule: messenger RNA, 1860 nt
Organism: Galdieria sulphuraria
Lineage: Eukaryota; Rhodophyta; Bangiophyceae; Galdieriales; Galdieriaceae
Product: RNA polymerase-associated protein RTF1-like protein
Exons: 3
Coding region: 7-1824 (605 amino acids)
Cellular component (GO): Cdc73/Paf1 complex
Molecular function (GO): DNA binding; RNA polymerase II C-terminal domain phosphoserine binding
Source: RefSeq, a predicted model, not a curated record
UGGUUUAUGGAAGACGAUUUAGAGGCCGAACUUUUGGCUGUCACUUCAAAUCCUACAAACCAGAAUACUCAAGAAUACGAGGAGGAACUCUCUGAAAACUUUUAUUCUGGAGACUCAGAAAGUGACGUUGGUGAGUUAGAAGAAUAUGAGGAAAAAUUUGAGGAAAACCACGAAGAGGCUGAGAGAGACUCAGACGACGAAUUCGUACCAAACAAAAGUUCAAAAAGGAAGAACUCUACUGGGAAAGGUAAAAAGCGUGGAAAAGACAGUAAACAAGAUAGAUUUUCCCCAAGUACUUCGCCUUCGUUGAAACGGCCUAGACCACCUUCCCACUUGAAAAAGUCGAGUAGGAGAAGCCGUCACGUAGAAGAACAAAGAAUCUUUUAUGAAGACGGCUAUGACGAAUAUGGAUUCGGUGAUGACAAAGAUGUUUCAAGACUUAUGGGCCUUAGUGAGGUUGAAAGAGAAGCAAUUUUGGCAGAAAGACUGGAAAGAAGAGAGCAGCUCAAACUUGAGAAGGAUAUUAAGAGAAGAAUCGGAGAACAAGCAGAGGAUACGUCUCCUACUGCGGAGCAUUCUCAGUUAUCUGAACGUCCAAGAAGGGAGAGCGAAAAAUCCAGGAAGAAGAGAGCUGCUUUGGAGUCACUCGCAAUACAGAAGGGAAAACAGCGCGGGCUUCAUAGCUAUUAUCAGGAUCUCUCCUUCAGUGAAGAAAGUUCGUUAUCAGGGGAUAUUUCAGAGGGAGAAGAAGUAUCACAGCAUACAAUGGACAGGCGACAGUUGAAAAAGGAUUUUGAGGAAAGACGUAGACCGAUUAUGUACAGCGAUAUCGUCAGUGAAGCUGGUAGAACGACUCCAAUGUUUUUCAGGAGACAAAUGUUGGAAAUGUUCUUAAGCAAACCAUUUUUUGACAAAAUGAUAGUUGGCAUGUUUGCACGUCUAUCAGUCGGAACUGCACCGGAUAACCCGAACAUCCCAGUUUAUAGACUCGUUCGUAUUGCAGGGAUUCAUGAAAGAGAACCUCGUUAUAAAGUCGGUGGUCAAUAUACCAACAAGCGGAUUAUUUGCCUAUUUGGUUCGGUGAAAGGUGAAUUUUCCAUUGAGAGAUUUUCAAACAAACAUCCAACGGAGGCAGAGUUUGAUCGUUGGUUUAAACAAAUGAUGAAUGAUCGAGAAACUAUACCGACCAAGGACGACGUGAAUUACCUUAUAUCUUUGUCAUUAGAUUACAGGAAAGGAAAUAUUCAAGUUAGCGAUGAAGAAUUACAAAAGCAUAUUGAGAAAUUUGAAAAGUUGAAUCCAGAGCGUGUCAAUUACGUAGCGAAGAAGAAUGAGAUAUUAACACAGAUUACUUUUUUACGGGAUAAUGGUGCAAGUGCUGCAGAAAUUGCUGAUUAUGAAAGGAAACUGGUUGAAAUAGAAAGAUUGGAAGCCAAGUAUCAUCGUAGGCGACUGGAAGAUAUGGUCGACGAUAGGAUGAAAUCUCUUGCCAGGAAGUCGAAAGAAGAGAAUGCAAGGAUGGAUUCAGAGAGAAUUGAGAAGCAAAUAUCGAAAGAUCGACUUCCUUCCGAGCUGAAUCCUUUUUCGAGAAGAACUUCUCGUGGUAACACUUCUUACUUUACUAUAGAUAGAAAGGGAAGUGAAUUGGACUUGUCGCAGUCUUUACAAAAUAAGGAAGAAGACUUUAAAGAAAAUGCUGCUAUAGAGGCAGCUCUAAAGAUGGUGGAUCAUCCGAAGGAAGACGCCGUUGACUCUGUGAAUCCUGUCGAAAUUGCAGAAACUGUAAAUGUGAGCUUGGACGAUUUGUUUGAUGAUACAUUUUAGUGUCGGGUUGAGGAAGAGUUUAUUCUUGUUGGAUAU